AUGGAGAUCUACAUGAACGAGAAUGGUUUGAAGAAGUAUAUUCUCGGUACGGAGGUUCGUCCGGACAAUAAUACUACAGUGUGGGAUCCGAAGGAUGGUGAAGCCCAGAGUUUUCUGAUGCAUGGGCUCGAGUUGGAACAAUUAAGGUAUAAUUGUGAUACCGCAGCGAAGAUGUGGGCAAGGCUCGCUUCAGUGCAUUCUGAGAAAAGCGAUCAGACAUCGCAAGUUUUACUCGAUCAAUUCAUUAAUGCUCGAAUGAAAGAGGGUACUGAGAAGAUGCCAGUUAUUAUUGCAAAAGUCCUGGGCAGUGUACCACGUGCUUUCAACAGCGUCAGAUGUGCCUGGUAUGCUGUGUCUAAAGCAGAGCAGACGCCAGGUAAACUCACUCAGAACUUGUUUACUGAGGAAGCUGUGUUGAAGGGUAGACCUGAUGGAGGUGAAGCGAAUCGUUCUGAGGCUGCUUUCGACGUUACGGGUAGGCAGAAUCGAGGCAGAGGCAGAGAUCGAGACGGAGGUGGACACGGUUUUUCACAUCAAGUACAAGGUAUGGACUCACAAAGCCAAAAUGCGUAUAAUGGAAAUAAUAAUUAUCCGAGCGAGUUCCAGAACAAUGUGCAAGAUGAGAAUUUCAAUAAUCACGCAUUUAAUCCAGAGAGUCAAGUGUAUUCGGCUGGUGCUACCGUACUAGCUGCUGACAGUGAAUCGAAUCGUACUAGAGGAUGCAGCUCAAGGUUCGCAGAUUCUGGUGCAACUGAACAUAUGUGUUUCAAGAGAGAAUGGUUCACAAAUUUCGUACCUUUCACUGACAGGAAAUACUCUGAAGAGAAAGCAGACAUUAAAGUUGAAUCAUGUCUUGCUAAUGACUGUUCAGUAGAAUUAAUUAUGCCAGAUGUUCAGUAUGUGCCAGAAAUUGAGAAAAAUUUAGUAUCAAUAUGCAGAUGCCCAUCAAGAGGCGUGAGUGUGCUAUUUGAGAAAGGAGGUCAUAGAGUUUGCUUCUUUAGAAACGGUCAGAUAGUAUUGGAUGGAUUUAAAGAGCAGAAGCUGUACAGAUUGAAUAUGCAAUCAAUUGUUGGUGCUGAAGCACAAUUAGCAAGCACAGAAACACUGAUGACAUGA
Molecule: messenger RNA, 1116 nt
Organism: Diachasma alloeum
Lineage: Eukaryota; Metazoa; Arthropoda; Insecta; Hymenoptera; Braconidae
Exons: 3
Coding region: 1-1116 (371 amino acids)
Source: RefSeq, a predicted model, not a curated record